Messenger RNA from Salvelinus sp. IW2-2015, 1497 nucleotides. Its product is annotated as NLR family CARD domain-containing protein 3. The record is from RefSeq and is a predicted model, not a curated record. NCBI's taxonomy places the organism in Eukaryota, Metazoa, Chordata, Actinopteri, Salmoniformes, Salmonidae. The annotation marks the transcript as partial. Gene Ontology annotation, molecular function: protein binding. Gene Ontology annotation, biological process: intracellular signal transduction. The transcript is spliced from 3 exons.
AUGGUGGACUUUGUGGCCUUUAUAGCUGUGACUGUUUUCAUUUUUGAUGGUCUGGAUGAGUCUCGACUUCCUCUAGACUUCAAAAACAAUGAGAAGUGCUGUGAUGUCACGAAGCCAACCUCAGUGGACGUGCUGCUGACAAACCUCAUCGAGGGGAAUCUGCUUCCCUCUGCUCUCCUCUGGAUAACCUCACGGCCUGCAGCAGCCAAUCAGAUCCCUCCUGAGUGUGUUGACCAGGUGACAGAGGUACGAGGGUUCAAUGAUCCACAGAAGGAGGAGUACUUCAGGAAGAAAAUCACAGAUCAGAAUAUGGCCAAUGAAAUCACCAAACACAUGAAGACAUCAAGGAGCCUCCACAUCAUGUGCCACAUGCCAGUAUUCUGUUGGAUAUCAGCCACUGUCCUUGAGAUGAUCCUGAAAGAGGCAGAGAAGGAUGAAGUCCCCAAAACUCUGACCCAGAUGUACUCACACKUCAUACUCAUCCAAAUCAUUGUGAAGAACAGGAAGUACAACAAAGCCACAGAGACAAACUCAAAGGAACUGUCUCAGUCAGACAAAGAGAUGAUCCUGAAACUGGCAAAGCUGGCUUUCCAACARCUGCAGAAGGGCAACCUGAUCUUCUAUGAGGAGGACCUGAGAGAGUGUGGCCUUGAUGUCACAGAGGCAUCAGAGUACUCAGCAUUGUGUACAGAGAUCUUUAAAGAAGAAUCUGGGCUGUACCAAGAGAAGGUCUACAGCUUUGUGCAUCUGAGCAUUCAGGAGUUUCUAGCAGCAGUGCAUGCUUUAGAAUCAUGUCUGGACAAGAAGGAACAUGUUUUCUCCCCCACUAGUGAUGAUGAAGAGAAGGAGUCAAUCCAGUUGUCUGACUUACACAGGAGCGCAGUGGACCAGGCCUUGAAGAGUGAGAAUGGACACCUGGACCUGUUCCUCCGCUUCCUUCUGGGUCUCUCACUGGCGUCCAAUCAGAAUCUGUUAAGAGGCCUUCUGACACAGACAGGAAGUACAACACAGAGCAAUGAGGAAAUAGUUGAGAGAACAGUCAGGUACCUUUCAGACAAGAUCAAAAGGGAAUCCUCACCAGAAAGGAUCAUCAACUUGUUCCACUGUCUGAAUGAACUUGGUGCCAACUCUCUAGUUGAAAACAUGCAGACCUCCAUGCGAUCAGGAACUCUUUCAGAAACAGAGCUAAAACCUAACCAAUGUUCAGCCCUGGCCUACCUGUUACUGAUGUCAGAGGAGGUGCUGGAGGAGUUUGACCUGAAGACAUACAACACAUCAGAGAAAGGUUAUCAGAGGUUGCAGCCGGUAGUGAAAACCUGCAAGAGAGCACUACUGGAUCACUGUAAGCUCACAUAUACAUUCUGUGAGACUCUGACCUCAGCUCUGCAGACACCAAACUCCCCCCUGAGAGAACUGGACCUCAGCUACAAUGACCUGGAAGACAGAGGAGUGGAGCUGCUCUGUGUUGGACUAACCAGUCCACUCUGCAACAUACAG